GUUUCUGUGCUCUUUAUUUAGAGUUAUUUUUUAUUUUGUUCUUUAUUUUGUUCAGUAUUUUCUUACUUUUAUCAUGUUAAGUCUCUUUAUGUAUAUACUGGAGGUAAAAAAAGAGUUACUCGUAGGGUUUUCGUUGUCGGUUUUGUACAUAACCUAUUAUCUUGUGGAAGUUGUGAAGAAGCCGUUGUUGGUGUGCGGUGAAGUCGAGUUCCGUGAGUUCCUGCAAGAGAAUGUGCCUUUACUCGGCGAGCGCUACUGGCCGACGCCGUGGUGCGUCGAGUCGCGACUACAGACAGUGCUCGGUUCUCUCCUGCGCUCCUCUCUCUGGCCGCCUGUGGUGUAUAGGCGGGAGGUGCUGGUGUUAUCCGACGGCGGUCAGGUAGCGCUCGACUGGGUGGAGCCGGAGGCGUGGGAGGUGCAGGAGCCUCGCGCCGUGCUGCUUGUGCUGCCCGGGCUCACCGGCAGCGUGCACGCUGACUAUGUGCGCUGCUUGGCGGCGGCAGCGCGCAAACUUUCCGCGCGUUGUGUCGUUUUCAACAACCGCGGUCUUGGCGGCCUGCCCCUUACGACCCCGCGGCUGUACUGUGCGGUGAGUCACGAUGACCUCGCGGAGGUGGUGCGGGCGGUGCGCUCGCGCUGCGGCGAUGCGCCGCUGCUGGCGGCCGGCGUAUCUCUGGGCGGGUUGAUCCUGGGCCACUAUCUGGCAGCGCAGGGUGACCGUUCGCUUGUCCAUGGCGCGUUGGUAGUGUCCUCACCGCUGGACGUGGUGAAGGGCUCGGAGUACAUGGAACGUGUAACGCUGAACGCGCCGCUGUCGUAUCAUAUGGCGCGAAAUCUGCGCAAUACCGUGCGUGCUCAUGCUCCCCUGCGUGCCCUAGCUUGCGACUGGGGCGGCGUGGACCGCGCGCGUUCUGUGCGCCAGUUCGACGCGGCGUUCACGGCUCAACAUUUUGGUUUCGGGUCUGUAGAGGCGUACUACCGCGCCGCCACGCUGCGUGACAAGUUGGAGCGCGUGCGCGUGCCACUGCUGUGCCUGUGCGCUGCGGACGACCCUUUCCAGCCGUUGGACGCGAUCCCGCUGCGCGAGGCGGAGCGUGCGCAGCGCGUGGCGUUGGCGGUGACGGCUCGCGGCGGACACAUCGGGUUCCUGGAGGGGUGGUGGCCGGCGCGAGCGGCGCCGCAUCAGUACAUGAGCAGGUUGGCGGAGCAGUACUUCGCGGCGCUGCUGGCGCGGCCGGAGUUGCUGCACGCGGCGCCGGCGCCGACGCCCUGACCUCUCCUGGCCGCCGCUCGUAUUGUGAUACGAGGGCAUGCGCGGGCGCAGCGGGGGUGGUGCGCAGGCGAGCUGCAGCUCUGCGUCGUCUCGCUUCACGAGAUAACUCUGCAACUAGUAUUAUUAGUUGUAAACGUUAGAUAUUUUGUUGCAUUUUAAGAUGUUUAUACUGUUUCGGUUGUGGCGCACGAGGUUGUACAAAAAGAGUUUUAUUUCUGUUAGCGAUCUUUACACACUCGCCGUAGGUCUUGUUCGUGCUGCUUAGUCAAUGCUACUUUAGAAGCGACGCAGCACACGUCUAAUUGAACCCACGCGUAUUUAUUGUUAUUUCCUAUAAGUGGAUAAUUGGACAAUAAAGUACAUAUAAGUGGAUAAGGUAGUUCCUAUGUCGGGUUGGUUGUAUCAUGUUGUGUGUAGUAAGAUAUUGUAUAUCGAAUUUACCGACCAGCAAUCAAUGUUAAUAAUAUAUCUAUUGUUUGUAAAAUUCCCAAUGUCAUGACAUUAGAAGGAAUAUUUAAAAAAUAAGGAGAGAUGUUAUUAGACCAAAGAAAGCAGAGGGUUUGGUGACGUCGCGCUGUGACGCUUGAUGCCGAGUGUGUAAAGUGGACGGUUCUUAAGGGUCACUACGACACAAAUGGCGGCAAAGAGAAUUCAUUCGACAGCAAUUUUAUUCAGAUGCUAUCUUACGUAUAAAGCUUUUAAUUACUUUGAAGGAAAAAUACAUCUGCCGUAGUAGUCUGCGAAGCAUGAUUCAUUUGACUAGAUAUCAUCAUUUAUAUUAGCCUAAUUCGAAUGAGCAUAAAGCUGAUAUUCACUUGUUAUCGAAUAUUUCUCCGCCGCCACUCGUCAUCACUGACCCUAAAGGGCCGGGCUAUGUUGUUGUUUCUGAAUUAUUACCGUUGUGUACAGACGCACACGAGUGUUUAUACGAUGUUGUGUCGCGCUGCGGCCGACGCGACACGACGCUGUUGCCGUGGAAACCACUGACGAGAGCGUCGUGUCGUCUCGAGGCUACAAACGUAUGACAACGAUGAUGGUGCACUUAGUUUAUAUAAUGUUAACGAACAAUUUAGAUUCUAGUUAUAUACACACACACGGCUGUUUAUAUAUUAUAUUUAUUAUGACAUUAAAAAAAAUUAAAGACGUCGUAGCUCAUUUUCAUAUCAAUGUAAGUGACGAGAUCGUAUCAUUAGGUGACAAUGGUUUUUUACAAAUGUUGCGCUUGUGAUUUAACGUAAUUAUACAUGUAUAUACAUAUAGUGCGCGACCGCGCAUGCCGCGCCGGUCGCCGAACACGUGCUGUUUCCGCUGUGAUAAUAGUUAGUUAUAAUGUUGCACGCGAGCGCACGCAACGCCGCGGGGCGAGGGCGAGGCGUCAGCACCUGCAGGCGGUCAGCACGCGUCCAGGUCGUAGCCCAGCGCGCGACAGAAGGCGGCCACCACUUGCUCGGCGCGGUCGAGCCGCGCGGCGUCGCCGUGUCGCGAGUCGCGCGCCGCCUCCAGCGCGCCGAGCGCCGCCACGAACGCCUCCGCGCGCUCCACCGACUCCUCCUCCGUGCCCGCCGAGCCCGCAGAGCCCUCCGAUGACUCUGACGAUGUCCGACCUGUACAGAUAGUCGACAUUAAUGUCGUUCGUGUCGCAAAUGUUAGUUACGUCAUCUCUGUAAUGAUUACGCAUUUGUAUUUUUUUCUGCUCUUAUGUCGCGCGAAAGUAACACAUCUAAUUUGCUAAAAUAAUGCGAAAUCAAUGUGCAAAGAUGAUACGUAAGUGUAACGACACGCGACGGACGAUACGUCAGAAACGGGCUGCUCGUGUGCGCGCUUCGACCGUCCAGUCGAUGGACGCCUACGGCACGGUACCGUCAGAGUAACAUCGGCCACGAUUCACUUUUAAUUGUAAUUUAAAGAAUAAAUAUCGAUUGUUAUAUUUUAUA
Molecule: messenger RNA, 3207 nt
Organism: Manduca sexta (tobacco hornworm)
Lineage: Eukaryota; Metazoa; Arthropoda; Insecta; Lepidoptera; Sphingidae
Gene: Hydr1
Product: phospholipase ABHD3
Biological process (GO): medium-chain fatty acid biosynthetic process; medium-chain fatty acid catabolic process
Molecular function (GO): acetylesterase activity; monoacylglycerol lipase activity
Source: RefSeq, a predicted model, not a curated record